GACCACAGAAGCCUCCAGAGCAUCAACACUACAAAUGGGCAUUUGAUGCAUUGCAUAUUGUUAGGACAAUCCUGAACUUCUUUUUGGUUAUUGGUCUUUCUUUGGAUUCAUCACUUUGCUGAAGAUGCUGUGGCUAGAUUUCCUGAGCCCACUCAUUUUUCUGAGUGCUAGUAUAGCUGUUACAAAUGCUUUUGCGGCUUUCCACUCCAUGCCCAACCGUUUCAGCUUCUACAAGUCAGGAGCCAAUCCUCAUUAUAGUUCUGGCAAACCCACUGCUAGACACAAAAACCACUGUGCAUAUGUAGUGGAAAAGAGUGUUUCCUACACUGUUCAGGAUGGUGCAGCUCCUUAUGUGAAGGCAGAGUACAAAAAAUGUGGCUGGGGGAAGAAGUGUCCAGCACUUAGGUACCGGAUGCUCUACAAGCCAGUGUUUAAAGUGGCAUACAAGACAAUGACAGAGUUGGAGUGGCGUUGUUGUCCUGGAUUCACCGGUGUUGGUUGUAACAUUGGACCUACCGCUUAUGGAAUGAAAGCAAUGCCCCCUUUCAAGGGUCAUGUGCCAUCCUACAAAGGUCCUAUGCCAUCUCAUAAAGGUCCACAGCUAUCCAUUAAAGGUCCCCUAUCUUCUUACAAAGGCUCUAUGCCACCUUUCAAGGGCCCAAUAUCUGCCUUCAAAGGACAUAUGACCUCUUAUAAUGGCCCAGUAAAUGCUUAUGAAGAGCGAGUGCCUUUCCACAAAGGUCCAAUGCCUCUAUUUCAGGGCUCAAUGUCCCAACCCAACUAUAACAGAAACCUCUGGAAUCAACCCUUGACACCCUCUAACAUAAUGGAUGAAUAUCCUGACCCUAAUGCUGCACCAUCUUAUCCAGAAACUUCAUUUGAGCCUUAUCAGGAGCCUGAAACAGAUCAUCCUGAUACAGUGCUGGAACAACACAACCCUCUGACUAAUGAUCAAGAUUCUGUACAUGAUCCUAUUUCAGAUGAUCAUGAACCAAUAACAAACUACCAGGAUCCCAUACCAGAUCACCAACAGUCAAUUCCACAUCCAGAGACAAAGCCGCUUCCUGAAACACAGGCAUCUUCGGGUGAUAGUGAGGUGAAUCAGGCUGUUGAAGAGAACAGUGUCAGAGUUGAACGUUUAAAUCAGAUGGAAGAGGAUGUACAGCGACUUUCACUUGGUCUUGAGACGCUUCGUGCUAAAGUGACCAGCUUAGAAGACCACCUACGUGCCUCCCUCCGGGAAGACGCAAACCGCAUGCUCUCUACCCUUCUGUCUGAAGCUCCAGUUCCCAUAGCCGCUGCAUCUCAGGACAUGACUAUUGGUUUUGGAGACCUGCCUGGGGGAGCACCAGAUAUAGAGGGCUCAGAUGCCAUAGGGCAGUUCCCAAACCUGGGUGAGUUGGCUGAAAAGGUGGCACAGCUGCAUGCUGAGGUACUGGCUAAGAGCACAGAUCUUGUAGAGUUAAAAAAGACAGUACUGGACCAUGAGGAGACCCUUCAGAGGUUGCCUGGUGGGGCACUGAAUCUCACAGAUUCUCAACAAGCCCUAGAGACACUGCUGGAAACCAAACUUAGUAAGGCAGGAGCAGCUGUCCUAGGAGAGUUUGACAAACGUGUGGAGACUGCAGAGCAGCGUUGUGAGGAUCGGGUGAUGGAGGUGCAUCUCCAGUGCAAGAAAGAGAUCAUGGAAGGACAGGAACAGCUGGAACAGGUUGUAAACAGUAGUCUGACAGCCUUGAAAAUUGAGCUUGCAAACAUUUAUGCUGAGCACCAAGGUCUAGAAUCUGAUGAUGCUUGCUGCACGGCGAUGUCUGGCAUGACAGAAAGGCUGGUUCUUCUAGAGCAGUCAAUGGAUGGCUUGAACCAGUCCCAAGUGCACCUUCAAGUUGAACUAGGUGGCCACAAGGACCAUGUAGAGGGCAUGGUAGAAGGUAGACUGGCCUAUGUAGAGUCACUUUUGAGUACAACAGAGAAGGAACAAGGAUGUACAGGUGAAAGAACAGCUGGUAUCCUAGAGGACUGCCUGGAGGAAAAGAUAAAGGAUCUUGAAAUUCGUUUGUUUGCUGCUAUGGAGGAACUGGCUAAUGCUACAUCUACAGUUCUGGUUGAAUGUCAGACAGUGCCCACACUAGACACAGAAGUCAAGUCCCUCAAAAAGAGGGUAGAAGUAGAUCUGGACCUCAUUCAGAAGCAGCUUAGCUCCCUUGAACUUGUCUGCACUUCCUCUUGUGCUCCAGAACCAGUUCUUACUGGAUAUGCUGAACCACUGAUAACACUGGAAGAGAAAGACAAGAAAACACAUGAAAAUCUUAAUGGGCAGCUGAGUGCACAGACAGAAAGACUAGACCAACUGAAUGCCACUCUAAAUUCACUGCUCACACAGUUGACUGAGAGACAAGAAGAGAAGGAGCUUCAAGGUGAGGUAACCCUGCUGAAGGUGAGCAUGCACUCUGUCAAUCACACACUUUGUGGACUAAAAGACUCAUUUGGGAAGGUGGUGCGUGAAGUUGGACAAACUAACCUUACCUGGCAAGAGCGAGAGGAGAGGCUAGCACAGCAGGUUAAGGGUGUGGUGCAGUUGGUUGGACGGCAGGCUUCUAUGUUGGGUGCUGGGGAGAGGAGGCUGACUCGUCUGAAGGGUGAGUUGCAGGAUCUACGGCGCAGGUUGGCUUCAGAGAUGCAGACCUGCCACUCAACUGCUCUGGGCGUCCAGAAAGAGGUGACUGAUGUAGGGGGACGUGUGGCCCGUGUAGAAGGUCAGUGUGGUGGCUUGUCACAGCUGGCUGAAGACUUGGAGCUGAUCCGAGGAGAACUGGAGAAAUAUUCAGAUGGAUAUUUUUCCCAGGUCAACAGUACCCUUGUCAGUCAUUCCCUCCAGCUAUCUGAGCUUAGAGAUGGACUGAAAACCUGCACUAAGUCCUCUGGGUUAACAGGGGACCAUGUCGUUGCAGUAACUCAGCCAUCGGAAGAACAACAUACUGUUGAACCACCUAAACCUAGAGGAGACCAGUUUAUAGAUCCCACACAGGUUUAAGAUGACUAAGAACUCAGGAAAGCUCCAUAAUAUGGGGAAAUACAUUUAAAGACUACUCACAGGCCAAGCAGCAUAUUUAAUUAAUUUUUACUUCUUGGUAUAUAUUAAUCUUUAUACUUUUUGUACUGAUUGAAUUGUGUAUUUCAUUUCAUUUCUGUGAAGUGUGUAAUACUUGAUACUGAACAUUAAUGUGUCUGUAAUGUACUGGGACUUUUGUUUUUCAGGUUUUUUUUUAUAUACAGAGUCAUUCUUAUAAAUACUAAAGUUGUUUUUUCUAAAUGCUUUUUUUUAUUGCAACAUAGAGAAUUUUAAAUAAAAAAAAUGAAAUGUUUUAGCUUA
Pangasianodon hypophthalmus (striped catfish) is the source of this 3373-nucleotide messenger RNA. It is a transcript of the gene emilin3a, whose product is annotated as elastin microfibril interfacer 3a. The transcript has 4 exons. Gene Ontology annotation, molecular function: protein binding. The record is from RefSeq and is a predicted model, not a curated record. Gene Ontology annotation, cellular component: extracellular matrix. Lineage: Eukaryota; Metazoa; Chordata; Actinopteri; Siluriformes; Pangasiidae. The coding region runs from base 125 to 3034 and encodes 969 amino acids.